AUGUCGUUCAACACUGCCGCCAACAAGCUCCGCCACGCCAUUGAGCAAGCCAAGGACAUCAUCGUCGCUCCCGGCGUACACGAUGGCUUCUCCGCUCGCAUUGCCCAAUCCGUGGGCUUCGACUGCCUAUACAUGACGGGUGCCGGCACCACCGCAUCGCGCCUAGGCCACGCCGACCUGGGAAUCGCCACGCAAAACGACAUGGUCGCACACAGCUCGAUGAUCGCGCAGCUGGACACGUCGGUGCCGCUCAUCGCCGACGCCGACACGGGCUACGGCGGGCCCAUCAUGGUCGCCCGCACCGUCGAGCUGUACGCGCGCGGCGGCGUGGCCGGCAUGCACAUCGAAGACCAGGUGCAGACGAAGCGCUGCGGCCACCUGGCCGGCAAGGAGGUCGUCGACGUCGACGUCUACGCCUCGCGCAUCCGCGCCGCCCACACGGCCCGCACCAAGCUCGGCAGCGACAUCGUCAUCGUCGCCCGCACCGACGCCCUGCAGGGCCAGGGCUACGACGGCGCCCUGGACCGCCUCAAGGCCGCUCGCGACGCCGGCGCCGACGUCGGCUUCCUCGAGGGCGUCACCGACAAGGACAUGGCCCGCCGCGUCGUCAAGGACCUCGCCCCCUGGCCCAUGGUGCUCAACAUGGUCGAGCACGGCGCUACGCCUACCAUUUCCGUCGACGAAGCCCGCGACAUGGGCUACCGCAUCGUCAUCUUCCCCUUCGCCAGCAUCGCUCCGGCCUAUGUCGCUAUGAAGGAGGGCUUUGAGAAUCUGAAGAAGACGGGUGUUCUUGGCGCGCCCGAGUACUUUUCGCCCAAGUUCUGCUUUCAGGUGUGCGGCCUGGACGAGAGCAUGGCUUUGGAUGAGGCCGCCGGUGGUAAGGCGUUUGGCGCCAAGGGUGCUUGA
This is a messenger RNA of Diplodia corticola, 906 nucleotides long. RefSeq names its product methylisocitrate lyase. The record is from RefSeq and is a predicted model, not a curated record. Bases 1 to 906 code for a protein of 301 amino acids. Gene Ontology annotation, molecular function: catalytic activity. NCBI's taxonomy places the organism in Eukaryota, Fungi, Ascomycota, Dothideomycetes, Botryosphaeriales, Botryosphaeriaceae. The transcript is spliced from 2 exons.